Messenger RNA from Ctenocephalides felis (cat flea), 1952 nucleotides. It is a transcript of the gene nkd, whose product is annotated as protein naked cuticle homolog. Gene Ontology annotation, cellular component: cytoplasm. NCBI's taxonomy places the organism in Eukaryota, Metazoa, Arthropoda, Insecta, Siphonaptera, Pulicidae. Gene Ontology annotation, biological process: negative regulation of Wnt signaling pathway. Gene Ontology annotation, molecular function: calcium ion binding. The transcript is spliced from 5 exons. The record is from RefSeq and is a predicted model, not a curated record. The coding region runs from base 1 to 1764 and encodes 587 amino acids.
AUGCCUCACGUUGAAGGCAGCAGCGUGGAGCCGAUGGCCAGUGGACUUGUGAAAUGGUGGAGAGCCAAGUUCCACGGCGGUUACAAACAGAUAACAGUUCUGUCCGGUGACUGUGGUGCAACGGACACCGAGGAGCUGAUAUGCCACCGAGCUCCAUCCGCCUGCAGUGCGCCACCCGACUUACUGCCACGCAAUGAGGCCCUGACGCUCGCCGACAACGCGGCUUAUGGCUCGGUGGCGUCACAAAAACGCGCCGAGCGGGAGCGGGAGCGGGAGCGGUGCGAAAGUCGGCUCAAACCGGCACAACCAUCACCCUUAAUUCAACAUCAACAGAAUACGACAACACCUUCUGAACGGCCCCCACAUCAUAUGACAAAUAAUGCGACAAAUGUUCAUAGCAGUAAUAAUAAUAAUAGCAGAGUGCAUUUCGAGGAAUUCACAUGUGAUGUAUCAAUAGAGGGCGGUGAGGAUGGCUCCGGUGUUAAUAUUAGCCAACCACUUCAAUUUUCUUUCACUUUAUAUGACCUGGAUGGACAUGGACGAAUAACCAAAGAUGAUAUUGCAGGAAUAGUUUCAACAAUAUAUGAAUCUGUAGGAAAAUCAGUUAUAGUACCUCAUUAUGGUAGCAAGACAAUUAAAGUACGAUUGACAGUAGCCCCUGAACAAAAAUCACCAACAACCACCAAACUUGUAAAUAACUCAACUCCAAAUAGGCCCGCGCCCAGGCGAGAACCUGCUUUUCACAGGCGGAAACCUAGGCGAAGAAAAACAGUUCCAACGGCUCCUAUUCAUAGUGAACCUGUUUCAGAAGAGGAACAUUGUUCAGUUUUGUUUGAUGAUGAAGUGGCUAGUGAUUCGGAUGGACAAAAAGGUCAAUCCAGAAGGGCUAGACUUUAUACAAAACAACAUGCAAAAAGGCCACCCUCGUCACAAGCCACAGAAUGUACAUUAUUAACCGCUGGUAAACAUGGACCAAGGGGAAGAAGUUUAAGUGCAGGCAGUGGACCAGAACAAAGAGGAUAUUGGCGCAGGUCAGGGUCUUUACAGAGGCGAGAACUAUUAGAAAUCAUUCAAGCCAGCAUGGAGAAGAACAACCUGUGUUUUCAAACCAAUAGAAAACCAAAUAAUGAAGAUCGCUCCAAUGCCAAACGUCAUAGAAAUCGGGCACACACUGUAUCUAAAACCGUGGAGCCUCAAGAUAGCAAAUUUUGCAGAUAUGACAGCUUUCUACAUUCUGUAAUUUGUUCUCAGCAGCACACACACCAGCAUAAUAUUGCCUCACAAAUCAAACCAAAGAAUGGAACACCUCAAACAACUCCUCAAAGGUCAAGAUCACAUGAACUAGGUCAAACAAAUCCUGCUAUUCGAUACACUCUUCUAGAACCAUCCGAUGUCAGUUAUUGCAAAAUGGAUUUGAGAAAAAAUUUACAGAAAAAACAUACUGCACAUGUUUGUUCACCUCAUCAUUUAAAACACCAGAACAGAGAAAAGUAUCAUGCACGGGCCAUGGCUCAAGUUGAGCGUUGGUUGGAAAAUGAUAAUGCUACAAGACUAGCUUCCAAGCAGAAAAAAAUGCAGCAGGCUUGUGUAGAUCCAAUUGAUUCUCAAGAAUGUGAAGGAUUAUUAAAGACAACUGAUAAAAUAAAUGACUCACUAGAAGAUAAGUCGUCCAGUCCUACAAACUCAACAAUUCAUCGUUAUGUACAUGAACACAUACAUCAUCAUUAUCAUCAUUUUGAGGAAGAAGCCUCUGCCGCAUGUUGAGGAUAAAAAAUUGUAGUUAUGAACUUAGUACAAAAAUAUACACAUUGUUUUUCCAAAUACAUAAACAAAUAUCUCACAAUAUAUCAAAUUUUAAAGCUGCUCACUAACUCACUUUUUAUCUUGAAUUGCUGUUAUCAUAUCUCUCCAUGAUGUAUCAAUAGUAAUUCGUAAAUUGUAUAAUCAAAUUA